AGUUUCAAGGACCCGGAUAAUCCCGCCCACAGAGCAGAGCCGGAAGAGGGUGGGACAAGCCGGAAGAAGGCGGGACUAGCCAGCCGGAAGCAGGCUCAAUGCUUUGGGUAGUCGCUUCAUGGCUGUGAAGAUGGCGGUAGCUGCGUGGCUUCAGGUGUCUCCUGUCAUUUUUCUUCUUUUGGGGUCGCAGCCGUUCCCAUUGUCGUUUUUUGGUGCAGGACCAGCACCCGUGUUUGCUGCAGAUAGAUCAAAGUGGCACGUUCCGAUGCCGUCGGGGAAAAAUUAUUUUAGUUUUGGAAAGAUUCUUUUCAGAAAUACUACUAUCUUACUGAAAUUUGAUGGAGAGCCUUGUGAUCUAUCUUUGAAUAUAACCUGGUUUCUGAAAAGUGCUGAUUGCUACAAUGAAAUCUACAACUUCAAGGCAGAAGAAGUAGAGAAAUAUUUGGAAAAUCUCAAGGAAAAAAAAGGCUUGUCUGGAAGAUAUCAAACGUCAUCAAAACUAUUUCAGAACUGUAGUGAACUCUAUAAAGCACAGAGCUUUUCUGGGGAUCUUAUGCAUCGACUUCCUCUUUUAGGAGAAAAACAGGAGUCUAAGGAGAAUGGAACAAACCUUACCUUUACAGGAGACAAAAUUGCACUGCAUGAACCAUUGCAGACUUGGCAAGAUGCACCGUAUAUUUUUAUCGUGCAUGUUGGCAUUUCGUCCUCAAAGGAAUCACCAAAGGAAAGUGCACUGAGCAAUCUUUUUACCAGAGCUGAGGUUCCUGUACUGGCGUUACAGGUGGCUGUAAGCCUCCCAACAUGGGUGCUGGGAUCUGAACUCAGGUCUUCUGAAAGAGGAGUUUGUACUCUCACCUGCUGAGCCGGCUCUCCAGUUCCUUUCUUCUGUAGCUACGUCACGUUCAGAGUCUUUACCUUUUACCUGGAAUUUUGCAGUAACUGUUGUAGUUUCCGUGGUUUCCAUUUUUGUUUAUUUAAGUCUCUGUUCAUAAUAAGUUGUCCUAUAAUUUUCUUUCCUCACACUGUCAUUCACUGAUUUGGCAUCCAGAUUAUGAUAACCUCAUAUAGUGUAUUAGAGAAUGUCCCUAUUUUUAUAGUUUGCAAACAGUUGUAAAGAGUAAACUAACCUGUUUUUUUCUGUUAGAACUUUCCUUACACUACUAUUGGAAUCUGAUUCUCAGUGUCUACCAACCUCUGUAGGUUUUCUUUAAUAGGAGAAAGGACUAUUCUAGUUCUUUUUCCUCGUAUCAGAGGCAUGCAUGUGUUUUGAGAAAGUGUUGAUUGCAUUCAAGAUUUCAAAUUUAUUGACAAGUUUUUCUUAUUUCUUUACAAGUAUCUCUGUCUAUUCCUUUUUAUAAUCUUUAAUAUUGCUAGGCAUGGUGGGUACACAUAACUCCAGCAGUCAAGAAGUGGAAGCAGAAGGGUCAAGGAGUUCACAGCCAUCCUUGACUGCACAGUGAAUUUGAGGCUAGCUUGAAGUAUAUGAGACCCUGUCACAAAACCCCAGAAGUGAUGGCUGGAGAGGUGGCUCAGUCAGUAAAGUCCUUGCCACUCAAAUGUGGGGGACUGAGAUUGGAUUCCUAACCUUCAGCUCAAAAGCUGGCCCAGUGGUGAACCUCUGUAAUCCCAGCACAGGAGAGGCAGAGACAGUUAGAUCCCUGGAGCUGCUGGCCAGCCAGUGUAGUGGGGGGGUGCCAGGUUCUGUGAGAAACUCUGUCUCAAAAUUUAAGAUGGAGAGCAACUGAGGAUGCUGCCUGAUAUCAGCCUCUGUCCUCCACACAUGUAUGCAUGCUUACACACAGCGUGUACACUCAUGUAUCACACACACAAAACCAUGAAUUACGUAAAUAAUAGUCUUUUAGUAUUGCCUUUGUGUUCUUUAGGUUGUUAAGUCUCCGUGGAAUUUUGUUUUAUUUUUAUCCCUGUGGACUAGCUUUGGCUUUGUUAAUUUUCCCAACUAUUUUGUGUAUUUCAUUGACCUUUCUUAUUUGAUUCGCUUUUAAAUUUUUAUGAUUUUUAUAGUGAGUCCUUAACUCCCAAUUCAGAAAUAGGUUUUGCUUUGCCCCAUAGUGAUAUAGGGGUAUAGCAGAUCUAGACAGACCAGGUAGUGACCUGACAUAAUUUCUAGACCUUGGAAUAUGUAUUUCUCUAGGUUAGUGGUUCUCAGACUUCCUAUUGCUGUGACCCUUUAAUACAGUUCCUCAUGUUGUGGUGAUGCCCAAUCAUGAAAUUAUUUUCGUUGCUACUUCAUAAUUGUAAUUUUGGUACUGUUAUGAAUCGUAAUGUAAAUAUCUGAUAUUCAGGAUUUUUGAUAUGUGACCCCUGUGAAAGGACCCUUCAUCCCCAAAAGAGGUUGCAACCCAGAGGGUAAGAACCAUUGUUCUAGGUUCACAACUUUCUAACAGGUAAAAAAAAAAAAAAAAAAAAAAAAGCAGAAGAGAGCAGUUGCUGGUAUUUACUUUCAAUCGAUUCAUAAAGAAGAGGGAGAGAGGCCCUGCUUUACCCACUUUGUGCAUCUAACCAGACUCUGGUCCCUUUUUCCUGUUUGAAUCUCACUAGUUUUAGUGAGCGCAAAAGAACUACAUAUAAACUGCCAUACCCUGUUUUUGUGACCAGAGUACAACAUGACUGUGGCUUUAGUCUCCUGUACUGGUCUGUGUUUCCAUUCCAUUUCGACUCCUGGAAAUAUUUGUCUUGUUUUCACAGUUAAUAUCUUGCUUUUUCUUUUCUUUUUGUUACAUACUUGUUUUUUGGAACUGAGGGGACACAUUAAAGCAUGCUUAACAAUACCACCUGAAAGUCUAGAAUUAUCUCUCUGAACGUUCUUUUCUUUCAUCUUGUUUGUUUGUUUGUUUGUUUGUUUGUUUGUUUGUUUGUUUGUUUUCCAGUGCUGGGAUUGGACCUAGGGCCUCACGUAUGCUGUGCAAGUGUUGUGCUUAGCCCAGAUGUCUCCGUUUGAUUUGUUUUUGAGACAAGGUCUAGCUGUAUAAUCCAGGUUGGCCUCAGACUUGCAACAAUCCUCCUUCCCCAGUUUCCCAAAUGCUGAGAGUAUAAGUCUGUGACUUCUUUCAUUGUCUCAUUAAAGCCUCUGAUGGAGCCUGGCAUCAGAGGCCACAGUUACAGUCAGGCACCAAACCCAGCUAGCUACAUCAGAGUUUCACUUAUCAGUCAUUCGUAGAGUUUAUUCAACUUUUUUACCAGUGGCAGUGUUUAAACCAUCAGUCUUUUAUUGAGACAGGUCUCAUGGCUCAGACUGGCUUCAAACUCUGAAUCCUCCUGCUUCUUCCAGAUGCUUGGAUUGUAGUCAUGUACCACCAUAACUGGCUCAAAACGUUCAUCUUACGAUCAGUAGAGUUACUUCAGUGAGGCAGAUUUCUCUGAUUCAUCUUGUAGAUAACACUUUUUGUUGUUGUUGUUGUUGUUGUUGUUCCGUAAAUGCUAUGUAUUAGUCAGGUUUCUGCAAAAUGUUUGGUAGCAAGUUCUGGGAAAGGUCGGUUCUGGUUUGUUAAUGGUGCUGUGCUUUGAUCUGAACUUGUGUGGGUUCUUUUUGGUUUUGUUAGCUUUGGUUUUCAUUCUUGAGUGAAGAGUCUGCUUAUAUAAGUAGGGAGCUGCUGGAUUGUCUUUAUAUCUUAUUUUACCAGGGACAGUGUAUUACUUGUAUAAAUCCUUAUGAAUUUAAGCUUUUUAAAAAAUACUCUCAUUUUGAAAGUGAUAUCUGUCUUGCAAGAUCAUAAAAAAUAAGUUAAAAAAAUUAGGGAAAUAUAGUAAAGAUGGACAGAAGACAAGAAUAUUAGGAAUACAUUGUAAGAAGUAUACCAAGAAUGUUUGGAAUUUCUUUGUUUGUUUGUUUUUCGAAACAGGGUUUCUCUGUGUAGCUUUGCGCCUUUCCUGGAACUCUGUAGCACAUGCGGGUCUCAAACUCACAGAGAUGCACCUGCCUCUGCCUCCUGAGUGUUGGGAUUAAAGGCGUGCGCCACCACCGCCCGGCUGAGUGUUUGGAGUUUAAAGUAGGUGGAAUAGUUCUAGAUGGAAGCUCAGGGAUGGCUUUGUGAAGGAAUGUCAUUUAGUCUUUAAAGAAUGUGAGUGUGGGACUGAGGUGGUCAGUGUGUAAAGUGCUUGUGAAGUGUUUACACGGAGGACCCCAGUUGUAUUCCCAGCACUCAUAGGGGAAAAAGCUAGGUGUGGUAGUGUACACUUGUAAUCACAGCACUGGGGAGGCAGUGAAAGCAGACUCCCCUGGGCUUCCUGGCCAGCCAGCCUACCCUUUUUGGUGCUUUCUAGGCCAGUGAGAGACCCUGUCUCAAAAAAGAAGGUAGUGGGGGAAUCAGGCAUAGCACCUGAAGAAUGAUACAGUUUUCUGGCCUCCACAAACAUGAACACACAACCUGCACAAAUACGUUGUACACACACAGAGAAUAUGAAUCUGGAAGGAGUCUUUCCCACUUAAGACAGGAGUGUGAGCCAGGCAUAGUGGCACACUUUAAUCCUAGCCCUCAGGAGGCAGAGGCAGGUGGAUUUCUGUGAGUCCAGCCUGGUCUACACAGUGAGUUCCAGGACAGCCAGGGCUACAUAGUGAGACCUUAUCUCAAAACAAACAAACAAACAAACAAACAAACAGAAAGACUAGAUUGUGGAUGAGCCAUGAGACUAAUACAUGGAUUUCAAGUUACUGUGUAUAUCUAAUGUAUUAUUCACCAUGACUGAAGUGUUUAAAAGUGAGUUGAUGAAACUUUCACUAAUUUAAUAAAGUAAUCAUUAAUCAGA
Messenger RNA from Peromyscus californicus insignis, 4764 nucleotides. It is a transcript of the gene Tmem87a, whose product is annotated as transmembrane protein 87A. Gene Ontology annotation, biological process: retrograde transport, endosome to Golgi. The transcript has 8 exons. The record is from RefSeq and is a predicted model, not a curated record. Bases 119 to 862 code for a protein of 247 amino acids. Gene Ontology annotation, cellular component: Golgi apparatus; Golgi cisterna membrane. NCBI's taxonomy places the organism in Eukaryota, Metazoa, Chordata, Mammalia, Rodentia, Cricetidae.